AUGGCCGAAUCACUGGAAUCACCGACUGAUACGGUACGCGAGCGGAUAGCAAGUCGAACUGACAUUAUCGUGAUCGUUGUGACAACUCACGUCGCUCCUUCGCAUGUUAGCGCUGUUGCAGUGCACAGCGGCAACGAAGGUGGUGAAGUCGCUCGAAUUUUGCGAUGCGCAUACAUAUGGCACAUUGCUCAAAGGGCACCUCCUGGAGGCGUAAUUUGUCAGCUUGCGAGUCGCGAUUGUAACAACGAGAACAAGAGUUGGAAGGCGUACCACGAAGAAGCCCAACGCUAG
Molecule: messenger RNA, 291 nt
Organism: Necator americanus (New World hookworm)
Lineage: Eukaryota; Metazoa; Nematoda; Chromadorea; Rhabditida; Ancylostomatidae
Exons: 2
Coding region: 1-291 (96 amino acids)
Source: RefSeq, a predicted model, not a curated record